CCCACCCAAAUCCCCCCUCCCUUAAUUCACUCCCUUAAAAUUCUCAUUCUCCUUCUUUCCGCAAAAUUCAAAAAAUCCUGUUGGAAAGCCGCUUUCCGUCUUCCUCCCCCUAUUUCUCUGAUCUUCGAUUCCUCCGCGUUUCCGAUCGCGAAGCCGGUGGAGUAAUCCGAUGACGGUAACCAUGGCGUUUCUGAAAAAUCCGUCGGAACUAGCUCUCCUGCUCAGGCGGUGGUUCUCGGACCUCGAUCGGAGGCUACUGUUGCUGAUUAUGUUCCCAAUCUCCCUGCUGCUCAUCGUCUCUAUGUCGUCGUCGUCCUCCGCCGUCGUCGGCCAUGUCCUGUCGAUUCUCGGCGGAUUCGAAUCGGCGCCGCCGCGGAAUGCGCCGGCGAACUUGGACGGGGCGAGGAUCGCGGUUUGCCUUGUCGGUGGCGCUCGGAGGUUCGAGCUCACCGGGCCGUCCAUUCUCCAGAGGAUUCUCAAAGUCUAUCCGAAUUCCGACCUCUUCCUCCACAGUCCUCUGGAUUCCAAUGCUUACAAGCUCUCCCUCCUCAGAGCCGCUCCCAGGAUCGCCGCCGUGAAAAUCUUCAAACCUGCGCCUAUCAACGCGACCGAGUCACAAAUCCGAGUUCUCACGGCCGCAAACUCACCCAAUGCCAUUCAGGGCUUGUUACAAUAUUUCAAUUUGGUCGAAGGUUGUCUUGAUAUGAUUCAAUCGUACCAACUAAAGAACAACUUCACCUACGAUUGGAUCAUCCGGACCCGCGUAGACGGGUACUGGUCCGCCCGCUUAAGUCCGGACCAUUUCAUCCACGGCGAGUACGUUGUCCCAUCCGGGUCAUCAUACCACGGCUUGAACGACCGGUUCGGCGUCGGCGACUUCAACACCUCCGUGGUAGCCCUCUCCCGCCUCUCCUCGAUCCCCCAACUCGCCGCCGCCGGAUACGAGCGGCUGAACUCGGAGAGCGCCUUCAAGGCCCAACUGACGACCCGGGGAGUCCGGUACUCGACCCGGCGGGUCCCCUUCUGCGUCGUGACGGACCGCGAAUACGACUUCCCUCCGGGCCGGUUUGACGUCCCGGUGGCGGCCAUUUCGAGCCGCGGCCCACUAAGCGGGGCAAAGUGCAGGCCGUGCACCGCGGCCUGCACCGGGCAGUGCGUGGCCCAGGUGAUGACCCGGCUCAACGAGGGCUGGAGCUGGACGGAUUGGGCGAACGGGUCGCUCCAGCUGUGCGACGCCCACGCGGAAUGGGAGGACGGGUGGGAGAAGAUCUUCGACCGGGCCGCCGGGAAGAAGCUCGCUUCGGCCCGGAAGCGAACCAAGGGCUUGGGGUUCGGGCGGUGCGUUAACGACUUUGAGGUGAUGAAACAGAAAACGGCUUCGUGGCUCGCUCCUUCCGGCGUCGACAUUUGCCGGCUCGGCUUACGGCCUGUUUAAGACUGGUUGGUUGACCUUUUCUGUACAGGGCUUUUGGCCAAGCUGUUAUGGGUUUUUUGUCCCUUUUGUUGGGUUGUAUCAACAAUAUAAAAGAAAGAUUAGUCUAUUAU
Molecule: messenger RNA, 1545 nt
Organism: Cuscuta campestris
Lineage: Eukaryota; Viridiplantae; Streptophyta; Magnoliopsida; Solanales; Convolvulaceae
Source: the annotation of a GenBank genome assembly